AUGGGGUUCACAUGUGGUCUCGCGCAGAGGUUUCUCCGCAAACGAGAACCACAUAAAUACGCGCCCUUAGACGAGGUUGCGCACGAGAUCAGGCUCGUGACGCUACACCCAGCUCGACGGUUCAAAGACCCGGUUCGAAUCAGUUUGAGCAUUGCGCCGUUCACGUCGGGUCGAGUACCACAGUUCGAAGCUCUCUCUUAUGCAUGGGGCGCUCAUGAACAUACAUCCACCAUUUUCGUCGGCGAGAAGGGCUUCGAGACGCUUUCCGUGACCGAGAAUCUGGGGAUAGCCUUGCCUUAUCUCCGAUAUAAGGAUAAACCGAGAGUGUUGUGGAUCGAUGCUAUUUGUGUCAAUCAAAGAGAUCCUGAAGAGAGGAGUAAGCAGGUUAAGCGGAUGGCUGAUAUCUAUUCGAGUGCAGCAAGAGUUAUAGCUUGGCUAGGCCCGUCGUCGGAAACUACCGCUACGGCUAUUGGAUGUUUCAGGACUAUUGCAGCGCAUGUCGUUGCUCAUUGGGCGAAAUGGGAGAUGCAACCCCUUUCAGCUGACGGAUCGUGGGCCGAUGCAAAAGUUCCACCGCCAUUCUCCAGAGCUGCUUGUUUGGCUAUGUUGGAAUUCAUUAGCCAUGAUUGGUUUGAACGUCUUUGGAUAUACCAGGAGAUACGACUGGCGUCCCAGGACUCUAUUUUGUUGUGCGGCCAUCAAGUUGCUGAAUGGUCGCACUUCCGAACAGCAAUAUUCUUUUUAGAUCAGAAGAAGCAUCUGCUCGAUUGCCCGGAAGAUGUAUUCGGAGAGUUGAAAAACCGGAUAGACAUGACAUGGAGGAUUUGUCGCUAUGGUGGCUACAUACCACUAGAAGAACUACUUGAGCUCACCAACAUGUCUAAAUGUUCGGACCCGAGAGAUCGAGUGUUUGCCUUGAUAUCGCUACUGGAUGAGGAUAGCCGAGAAUGUGGGAUCGAGGCGGAUUAUUCGAAGACUACUCAGGAAGUGUAUAAGGACGUUGUGAAGAAGAUUGUGACGGGUAAUUUUGAUCUAAGACUUCUCUCAAGCUACGAGAUGGAUGAAUUCGAGGAGCAGACUCCGUCUUGGAUUCCGGACUGGUCAGUACCAAAGAUCACUCAGCUGUUACCUGAAUUCUCAGCUGCAGGAUGGAGCGAGUGCGUAGUUGAUUUUGAAGAAGAGGAUAUCAUGAAAGUGCAAGGAAAGAUGGUGGACUCAUUACUUUGGGUGGAAAAGUUUGAGCUUGGCAGUGGAGCCAGCGAUAUGAGAAUCUACCGCGAGUUACUCAGGGUACUUUCGCGCCUUGGCUUGGAGAACUUGGAAACCUCCCACAUCGGCGUACGCUCUCUGGCCAAGAUCCUCUGCGCCAACAACUUCCCGGAGCGUUUCAUUCCCGGGAUAGCCAAUUUACGGAGUAUAAGACACGUCGAGAGAGAGCUUGCUUUAGUUCUCAACGAGCCACCGGAAGCGUGGGAAGAAAGAUCUCUUGAGCUGUGGGGCGAGCUCCUGAAUUUCUGCAAAGGUCGAUCGAUGUUCAAAACUAAGAAUGGUUAUGUGGGCCUUGCGCCUAGAGCAACUCGUGUUGGCGAUCUUGUCACGGUCCUACUUGGAUCUCCGACCCCUACGAUUCUCCGACCGGCUCCUGAUCGCGGCUUCAGAUUUAUAGGAGAAGCUUAUUGUGGCGGGCUCAUGCAUGGUGAAGCGUUCGUAGGCCCUUUACCAACUCCUUUUGAGGCUAUUUUGGCGUGGCAUGAAGAGGAUACUUGUUACCGUGAUGGGUUUCUGAACACUGAGACUGGAGCCUUUCAGAUAGCAGACCCGAGAAUGGGUAACAUCCCUUUGCCGCCCGGCUGGAAAAUCAGAGAGCAUAGGAAGAAAGACUGGCGGCAAUUGUUCUUCAAUGAGACUACUCAGGAGGAUAAUGGGCAUUUUGAUCCGAGGCUUACACCAAAAUCAUUGAAGGAACGUGGGGUGGAUAUACAGACAUUCGACCUUGUUUGA
Mollisia scopiformis is the source of this 2001-nucleotide messenger RNA. RefSeq lists its product as uncharacterized. The transcript has a single exon. Lineage: Eukaryota; Fungi; Ascomycota; Leotiomycetes; Helotiales; Mollisiaceae. Bases 1 to 2001 code for a protein of 666 amino acids. The record is from RefSeq and is a predicted model, not a curated record.